Molecule: messenger RNA, 1098 nt
Organism: Vicia villosa (hairy vetch)
Lineage: Eukaryota; Viridiplantae; Streptophyta; Magnoliopsida; Fabales; Fabaceae
Exons: 3
Coding region: 1-1098 (365 amino acids)
Source: RefSeq, a predicted model, not a curated record
AUGGAUGGUUGGAAUGAAUAUUUUGAAUACAAUACACAAGAUGAUGAUGAUUUUGAAGAUGUUUUUUUUGUGGCAGCACUAGUUGGUGAGUAUGCGGUUAAUAAUUUAUGUAAAGAGCCAUGUAGAACUAGUCAACUCACAGGUCAUGCAUGGGUUCAAGAAAUAUUACAAGGGAAUCUCACGCGUUGUUAUGAGAUGUUUCGAAUGGAAAAAUAUGUUUUUCAUAAAUUUUGCACUAAAUUAAUGGAAUGUGGAUUAACUUCUUCUAGUCGUAUGGGGGUUGAAGAAAUGGUUGGAAUGUUUUUAGUUGUUGUAGGCCAUGGAGUAGGUAAUAGAAUGAUUCAAGAAAGAUUCCAACAUUCAGGUGAGACUGUAAGUAGAUAUUUUCAUCGGGUACUUCAUGUUUGUCUUAAGUUGUCUUUCAAAUAUGUUAAACCUGAAGAUCCUAUGUUUCUUGAAUGUCAUGCCAAAAUAAAAAAUGAUCAACGUUAUUGGCCAUUUUUUAAGAAUGCUAUAGGAGCAAUUGAUGGUACACAUGUGUCAUGUGUAGUGAGUGCAACUGGUUGGGAAGGCACUGCUCAUGAUGCUCGUGUUUUUGAUCAGACUCUUACAAAUAAGAACCUAAAUUUUCCACAUCCACCUUCAGAUUCUGGCUAUCCAACACCAAUAGGAUAUAUUGGUCCCUAUAGAUGUGAACGUUACCACCUUCUAGAUUUUAGGCGUUCAAGUGGAUUUGAAAAUCAUAACGAAGUAUUUAAUUAUUACCACUCAAGUUUAAGGUGCACAAUAGAAAGAACUUUUGGAGUAUGGAAGAAUAGAUUUGUCAUCUUGUGUCGCAUGCCUAAAUUUAAAUAUGAAAUACAAGUUCAAAUUGUUGUUGCAAAAAUGACAAUACACAAUUUUAUCAAAAGAAAUGCUCAAAUGGAUAUUGAUUUUAAUAUUUAUGAAGAUGAAAAUACGGUCAUUCACCAUGAUGAUUAUCAUAGAUCAACUAACUUGGAUCCAUCGCAGAGUUUCAGUGUAGCUUCUUCAUCGGAGAUGGAUCAUGCUCGGGAUUCAAUUCGUGAUCAAAUUAUAGAGUAUAAGCUAAAUAGUUAG